This is a messenger RNA of Psylliodes chrysocephalus, 2122 nucleotides long. The record is from the annotation of a GenBank genome assembly. NCBI's taxonomy places the organism in Eukaryota, Metazoa, Arthropoda, Insecta, Coleoptera, Chrysomelidae.
CUUUUACUAAUAUCAAAUUUUCGUACCAGUCAUAAUUAAGCCAAAAAUCAGGAAACUACUCUUUAAGUAAAAACUAAACAUUCCGAAAAUUUGGCUAUAGAAUUUUUAUUAUUUGUCGCACUCAAUUUACAUAAAAUCUAUUCAUAUAUUUUGACGGUUAUCUUGAAAAUCUAAACUUGGGAAACAUAAUGGAUGUUUAAAAUGACAUUAGAAAAAGGGUCACGGGGUCAAAAAAACAUCAAAUGAAAAUGGUAGUCCCACGUCAAGAUGAAUAAAUACCACCAGAUCGAAGCACGAAGGGCAGUUCUUCUUCAGCUCUGGAAGAAUUCACAAAACGUUGAAGUUGAAGAUGAUUAUUUCGGUGUUUUGUUUGGUGGUGACUUUGCUGUUGUUCGUGGUGCUAAAUGAUAUGAGAAGGCCGAGAAAAUAUCCACCAGGCCCGAAACUGCUCCCAAUAGUUGGCAAUUUUCUACACUACAGAGAAAGAUUAAAGGCACUAGGAUACCACCACCUAGUUUGGAUGGAACUUUACAAAAAAUACGGAGAUAUAGUUGGCAUGAAAUUAGGAAGGAAUUACGUGAUAGGAGUUUUUGGUGCAAAUACUAUUCGAGAAGUAUUCACUAGAGAGGAUUUCGAUGGAAGACCAGAUGGAUUCUUUUUCAGACUUCGUACAUUUGGAAAAAGAUUGGGUAUAGUCUUUUCUGACGGUCAAUUUUGGCAAAACCAACGAAAAUUUUCUCUCCAACACUUACGCAGCUUCGGUUUUGGUAGAAAGGAAAUGGAAGAGAAAAUCCAAGAAGAAACCAGAUCGCUUAUAGAAAUCUUUAAAAACAAAAACUCAGAACCCAUUUUUAUGCAUAAUGCAUUCGACAUUUCCGUCUUGAAUGGUCUUUGGGCGAUGAUGGCUGGCCAGAGGUUCGAUAUUGACGACGAAAGACUGAGAAGAUUGUUGCAGAUUAUUCACGAUGCGUUUAGAUUGGUCGACAUUUCUGGAGGGAUGCUAAAUCAGAUGCCGUUUUUAAGAUAUGUCGCUCCAAAUGCUAGUGGAUACAACCAGAUUAAGGAAAUUUUAGAAAGGAUGUGGGAAUUCUUGGAGGAAACUAUUGAAGAUCACAGAAAAAUGUUUGCUUAUUCUCAACAACCCAGAGAUCUAAUAGAUGCAUUUUUACAGAAAAUUGAUGUUAAAAAUGAUCCUACAUUUACAGAUGACCAGCUCAUGUCUCUAUGUUUGGACCUUUUCAUGGCUGGUGCGGAGACCACGAGUAAUACCAUGGGUUUUGCUAUGCUAGCAAUGAUAAUAUAUCCUGACAUUCAAAAGAAAAUCCAAAAUGAAAUGGAUAGAGAAGUCGGAAGAAAUCGAUGGCCAGCACUUUGUGAUAAAAUAAGAUUAAAAUAUACUGAAGCGGUUCUUAUGGAACUUCAAAGACGAGUCACAAUAGCCCCCUUGGGUAUUGCCCAUCGGGCCCUCAGAGAUACCGAACUUUACGGUUACUUAAUACCAGAAAAUACAAUAAUUUUAACCAACCUCUACAGCGUGCACAUGGACGAAAGCUUUUGGAAAGACCCGUACGAAUUCAGACCCGAAAGAUUUUUAAACGAGAAAGGCGACUUGACUGUUAAUGAUAAGCAUUAUAUUCCAUUUGGAGGAGGAAAACGGCGAUGUCUUGGAGAAUCGCUGGGAAAAGCCAACAUAUUCCUAUUCUUCACCUCCAUUUUACACAAUUUCAAUAUCGAAAGAGCUGAUGACUCCGAAUUAAAAUUAGAAGGUUACGAUGGAGUGACAAUGGCACCGAAACCGUUUAGAGUUAGACUGAUUCCAAGACAAGACUGAAACUCAAUUUAAUUUUACAUUUUAUAUAGUUUGUGGGAUGUAUUCAUACCUAUACAGGGUGGCGCAUCGAAAACGAAAUAAAGACAUUUACUGAGAAGUACAUGAAUAUUAUAUCAUUAUAAAGGGAAUUGAAAGAACUUUGAAAUGAUGAUAAUGAUAAGAUUUUAGGGAUGGUGUUACUCCCGCCUAGGGGACUGCACGUAUUAACAUGUUUUUUUUUGCCAAUUUUGUGCCCCCCUCGAAAACAACUGAGCUGCCAGUAAAUGUCUCUGUUUCGUUUUCGAUGCGCCA